UAACAUCAAAUUCAUGUAUCUACUUUGUUCAUAGUCCAGUGUCUUGGAGCUCCAAGAAAACAACAAUUUAUGACAUCAUCAAACACUAAUGUUAAGUAUUACUCAUACUAUUUCAGAAUUGCAAUGAAUCUUUUCUAUCUGAAUUGCACAUAAACUAUUUCCCUCCUUCCUCUAUUGUGUGAUAAUCUCAGGUUUUAAAAUUGAAUGGGUUGAGCCAUAGAAACAAAUGAGCCGGUUCGAACCAAAAAAAUCGGAUGAUCCUCAAAAAAAGUGUAGUGUCUUGAAAACCGUCCGAUUAAAAUAAGUGCUUUUUUUUCUCUCAAAACAAGAGAAUCUCUACUUCUCCUUCAUCAGUUCGGCCGCCGCCACUCCCAGUCCGCCCCGCCGCACACCGUCACCCACAUCCGCUCACUCUCUCGCCCUUUGCAACACGCUUGUCCAGAAUGGGAAAGGGAUUCAUAUGGGCGACUGCAGAGGAUUUGAAUCGGAACAGGGGUCGAGUUCUGUCGCUAUAUCGUCAGACACUGAGAAGCCUGAAUUCUCCUUUGUUGCCACUGAACUUUGCCUCUAGAUUGGCUAUGAAAGCUAAGGUACGUGCAAUGUUUUGGGUUGGUUCUGAUGAACGCUCUUUGCAUAACAUUGCUGACCUAAUUGAUGCUUCUGAAUACUCUCUUUCCUUUCUCAAAAAAGGUCAAUUUCCUCCUCGUCACAUCACCUGAACAACACUUUCCAUUUCCCUCAUUGCAAAUUGGUAUAACUUGAUGCAAUCAUGAUAUUAUUUGGUUGUACUAGUAUAUAUGUAAGAAGUGCUUUGUAUUUUUACUAUUUUGUAUUGGGGAAAUAUUCAAAAUUGAACAUGAUAGGGAUACCUAAUUUUGUCAUUGAAAUUGCACUAUUGUUAUUAUAAUAUUGUUCCUUGGUUGAGCAAGAA
Messenger RNA from Lathyrus oleraceus (garden pea), 931 nucleotides. RefSeq lists its product as uncharacterized. The transcript is spliced from 2 exons. NCBI's taxonomy places the organism in Eukaryota, Viridiplantae, Streptophyta, Magnoliopsida, Fabales, Fabaceae. The record is from RefSeq and is a predicted model, not a curated record. The coding region runs from base 444 to 719 and encodes 91 amino acids.